AUGGCGUUUCGGCAUGGCUGGUACGUGGUCUGGCAAUUGUUUUUGUCUAAAUUCAAAUUCCUGAGAGAAUUGAUAGGUGAUACGGGGUCCCAACAGGGAGACAACGAGCCUUCAGAGACUGAAGCUGAACAGGAGACUCCACCCUCACCCCAGAGAGGUAGACAGAAAUCUGCUCGACAGCGAAGGGCACCUACAGAAGACACAACUUAA
Charadrius vociferus (killdeer) is the source of this 210-nucleotide messenger RNA. It is a transcript of the gene SMIM13, whose product is annotated as small integral membrane protein 13. Bases 1 to 210 code for a protein of 69 amino acids. Lineage: Eukaryota; Metazoa; Chordata; Aves; Charadriiformes; Charadriidae. The transcript is spliced from 2 exons. The record is from RefSeq and is a predicted model, not a curated record.